GGGUUUCCGGUGUGCCAGAGGGAACCGGAAGAAAGGCGCCGAGGCUGCAUUUGGAAGGGGCUCUGAGGAGAGAGAAGCCGAAGGAUGUCUUCAGGGGCUUUAUUUCCAAGCCUGGUGCCAGGCUCCCGGGGCUCAUCUAGCAAAUACCUGGUAGAGUUUCGUGCAGGAAAGAUGUCUUUGAAAGGCAGCACUGUGACACCGGAUAAAAGGAAAGGUCUUGUGUACAUCCAGCAAACGGAUGACUCCCUGAUUCAUUUCUGUUGGAAAGACAGGACUUCUGGGAAUGUGGAGGAUGAUUUGAUUAUUUUUCCUGAUGACUGUGAGUUUAAGCGAGUUCCUCAGUGUACUACUGGCCGUGUAUAUGUGUUGAAAUUCAAAGCUGGAUCCAAGCGACUCUUCUUCUGGAUGCAGGAACCGAAGUCUGAGAAAGAUGAAGAGCACUGCCGUAAGGUGAAUGAGUAUCUCAAUAACCCACCAAUGCCUGGAGCUCUAGGUGGCAGCAGAAGUGGAGGCCAUGAACUUUCCGCUCUUGGAGGUGAAGGUGGCUUGCAAAGCCUUCUAGGAAACAUGAGCCAUAACCAGCUCAUGCAGCUGAUUGGACCAACAGGCUUAGGUGGACUUGGUGGCCUUGGUGCCCUCACAGGCCCCGGUCUGGCAAGUCUUCUGGGAAGCGGAGGGCCCCCAACUAGCAGUUCCUCUUCAAGCUCUCGCAGCCAAUCCGCAGCGGUGACGCCAUCUUCCAGUACUUCUUCCACCCGGAUUACGCCCACGCCCGUGGCUCCUGCUGCCUCUACCACCGCCUCUGCCACCAGUCCCAGUCCUGCUCCAAGCUCAGGAAACGGAACCAGCGCCGCCACAAGCCCCACCCAGCCCAUCCAGCUGAGCGAUCUUCAGACCAUCCUGGCAACCAUGAAUGUGCCAGCAGGUGCAGGAGGGCAGCAAGUUGAUCUGUCCAGUGUGCUUACUCCUGAAAUAAUGGCACCCAUUUUGGCAAAUACAGAGGUUCAAGAGCGUUUGAUGCCUUACCUCCCUUCAGGGGAAUCUCUUCCACAGACAGCAGAUGAGAUUCAGAAUACGCUGACUUCACCACAGUUCCAGCAGGCACUGAGUAUGUUCAGCGCAGCCUUGGCUUCUGGGCAGCUGGGGCCUUUGAUGAGUCAAUUUGGCUUACCAGCAGAAGCAGUAGAUGCAGCAAAUAAAGGAGAUGUGGAGGCCUUUGCAAAAGCAAUGCAAAACAAUGUGAAAUCUGAUGAAAAGGAAGGAGACUCAAAGGAGAAGAAGGACGAAGAGGAAGACAUGAGCUUAGAUUAGGCCUCCCAGCUGUGUCUUAUGGGUCCUCCCAGAUACUAACUAUAAGGAAAGUAGGAUCGCUAGAUAAUGUCAUGUA
This is a messenger RNA of Anolis carolinensis (green anole), 1387 nucleotides long. RefSeq names its product proteasomal ubiquitin receptor ADRM1-like. NCBI's taxonomy places the organism in Eukaryota, Metazoa, Chordata, Lepidosauria, Squamata, Anolidae. The record is from RefSeq and is a predicted model, not a curated record. The coding region runs from base 85 to 1311 and encodes 408 amino acids. Gene Ontology annotation, molecular function: proteasome binding; endopeptidase activator activity. Gene Ontology annotation, cellular component: nucleus; proteasome regulatory particle, lid subcomplex; cytoplasm. The transcript has a single exon.